UACACCUCCCCCUCCGUCUCGUUCAUUUUGCAGCUGCCCGAUUAUCGGGGCAGAAGGAAAGACCAUUCUGCACCAGGAGGAGGUGGGGAGUCUCGCUUUUUUGCCCCUCCUACCGCAGGGAACAAUGGAACCGUCUAAUGAUCGGGGCAAGGAAGAUCCCGUGUCUGGGUUCUGAUCGGAGGAGCCGCAGUCCGCCCGGCCAGCCUUUGCCCCAUCCUCUUCGGCCGCGGAUUUGCUUCGUAGCUCCAGAAAGCCUGUGUGUAAAAUUCCCGGUUUUCUUCGCUAGUCUAUACCAGCCCCUUAGAACUCAUGCCGCCGCCGCUGCUGCUGCUUCUGCCGCCUUCUUCUUCUCCUUUGGAACUCACUGCCUCUUGAUUGCUCGCGCAAAGUUCUUGGAAGGGAAGAGCGGAGGAGAGGAGAAUCAUGGUCCUUACGCAUCAAGUGUUGGGGUUUACGCCCCUUUCUUUCCUACCCCCUCCUCUCCUGCUUUCCUAGCCCCUGUCCUGAUUUCUAAGUUGGCCGGUUGCCCCCGCUCCUUCCCCUGCCUGCUCAACUUCCUCGUAGCCGGUGGGGAUGUCGCGAUCGCCUCCUCCUUCCUCCUCCGUCUUCUUCACACGGUCAGGGAGACCGAAACCGUCCUAGAUCUUCACGGACACAGGGGGAAGAUGUUGCAAAGUAUUGGCCUGACUCUCCUGGUCAUCGUGGCUACCUUGUUUUUUGUCUUGCUCUUCAUGCUCUGUGGUUGGUGCGUGGUCUGGCAGCUCUUCUUAUCAAAGUUUAAGUUCCUACGAGAGCUGAUUGGAGACACAGGAUCCCAACAAGGGGAUAGCGAAAAUGCAGAACCAGAAGCUGAACAGGAUGCGCUGCUGCUCACUCCACAGAGAAAUAGGCAGAAACCUGCACGUCAGCGAAAGGGACCGGCCGAAGAAGCAAGCUAAAAUGAAAUGCCUGGGUAAUUUCCAAACAACGGACGAGCAACGUCGGUUAAAUAGUUCAUUUCUACUGAUGUCCUAAGCAAAAAACCCAAACUAUUUCCAAAGAAGUUCAGAGAACAUUUAAAAACAAAAACAAAAUGGCAGUAGGGGGAGAGAAUGAAAAGCAAGAAGCAUCUUACGCUUUCUGGGCAGUUACGAGGAAGAGAAGUACAGAAAUAAUUUUCUGUUCCACUCCGAUUAUGCCUAGCUUUUGCACAAGGGUGAACACGAUCAACUGUUGGCUAAUGACAUCUUUAUAAGACUAUCACUAAUAACAAUUAACCUUUGCUCUUUGUGUAUCCAUUUUGUAUAGAAAUAUAUGUUUCUUUUAUGUAUGAACUCUGAAUAUUUCUAAGUGGUAUCACCCUCCCACAGGAUAAGGUCCAUAUAGAGGCUUCAUCAACCAACUUAAACAUAAUCAGGAAAUGAAAUUGGCAUUGGAUCUUAUGUCUGUUUUCAAGCUUCUUUAAAAAUGAAAACAUUUUGCCAGAUUAGUGCAUAACUGUAAAUGUUUAUGGAAAUCCCUUCUGUUUUUCCUUAAUAUAAAAAAGAGGAGCAUCUGUUACAAAUCCUCAUCUGAUAUCAUUUUUUUAAAGAAACUAAUCAGUUGGCUUUAAAAUGGACCUUUUUUCCCCCUCUUGUUUGCCUUUUUUUUUUUUUUUUUGCACCAAAAAUCAACUGAAACUAAUUACCGAACUCCGAUAUAGCUCCAGGGAUUAUAUUUUAUUACAGUCUACAGUCUGUUGUGCUUAAUGGUUUGACCAAAAACUUUGUAAUUAGUGUUGUUUUCCCAACUUUCCUCUUUAACAGCUACAUCUGAUGAACGCUCACAGUUCUGCUUGAAUUAUGUAUAAAGCAGCCCAGACAGUAGCAUCAAAAUUGUAGCUAAAACUGAACUAGAAUAUAUUGACUUCGAACUUUGAAUUGGUGCUAAAGAAGAACGAUCAUGAUUGUGAUUAUGACACCUAGCUUCUUCUUGGACUCCAUGGUGCACUUUCGUUGAACGUUCUUGAUGCUGUGCUCCAAAUUUUUAAUUUUGCUGAGCAGAAGGUGUAGAAAAGUCUCUUUAAUAGUUCACAGUUGCUAAAAAUAAACCCUCCUGAUGCCUACAGUUGAUGGCUCCAUUCUCUUGAAAAGCUUUUUUGGAGGCUUAAAUGUGGAUGAAGAACUUCAUUGAUUUUAUUUAUUUUCUAGUAGCAUUUGAAUAGGUAAACGGCUUUUAACGAUCUGUUCAGUAUUGAGAAGCUCACAAGUGGAUUUGUAGCUUAUUCCCUUCCUCCCCAUGACAUCCUACCAUUCAGCUGUAUGCAGUGGUUGCCUUAUUGUUCAUUUUUUGUGGCUGCUGUUGUUCUUUGCAGCAUAUAUCAAACAGGGUUUAGGAUUGUUGUAGUAUUUGUCAACUGGGCUUUUGCCCUUAAAAAAAAUUAACAUGCAAUGCUCAGUCCUUGAAUUCAAGAUCUUACCAAUAAACAUCUGUUUUGUUUUGUUGUUGUUUUUAAGAAAAAAAAAAAACCACUUCUAGCUGUACCUGGUAGAAGCAAGUACUUGAAAUAAUGCCAAUUGUAUUCAGUGUAUUCAGAGUAAUUGGACUCAGGUUUUCUCACUUAACCACAGACACAAUGUUUGCCUUACAGGGUUUACAUGCUGACAUGACAUGCUUAAUAAUGUCAGGGGUUUGGUUUUUUUUUCAUGCACCUCAAAAACGGUUAUAGGUACCAUUUCUGUUUAUCAAAACAAAUAACCAGUCUUUUAUUCCUCCUGGAAUAAAGUUUGCAAAUGUGAAUUUUGAGAUUCUAAUCCGAUGGAACAGGUAGAUGUAACUAGGGAGAGCUGGACCAUCAACUAUCUCAGUCCCAUGCCAUGGUAGAGUUAGGGUUACUUGUUUUAAGUGUGAAGAUUUUCUUUGAUUCAGUAAAGUAGAAUACGUUAGGGAAGCUUUGUGUGUGUGUGUGUUUUCAAAGGGAAACCGGGAAGCCACUUUUUCCUGACAUCCUGAGAUACAGCUAACACUGUCCCACAAGUGAUGCUGCUGGGUACAACUUUGGUACGAAUAAUACUGCUUCCCAGAAUGUAGCAUCAUUUUGCACAUUAUAUGUAUGCUUGAUACAGAGUCCCAAGUCUUUUCUGAAUUAUAUAACAAGAAAUCUGUCAGUUUUCUGUCUACAUACUCUUCUGUCACCUGGUGUAAAGCUAUUAAAAACAAUCAAAAUUAAAAAGUCACAGAUUGAUUCACAGGUAUGUCCUUCCUAGUGAACUUUGAUGAGCUCAUAAAAGGAGAAGGCCCUGGGGACAGGGAUGAAGGCAGUUAGUUUUCUUGAUGCCAAAUUGAUGAACCUGUGACAUUGGUGAUAUCUGCAGGGCAGGACAAAAAAAAAUAAUGGCAGCUGCAACCAGGUAAUCAAUAAACUCUUCCCUCUGUUUAUUUGUAUCACAUGGUGCAGUCGUUCUACCAUCUUGGGCACCAGAUACAAUGCAGAUGAGAUAAGAGCAAAAACAAUCUUGCAUUUUACAUAUGUCAUUCCCAUCCAAAACUGUGGAGUGAGGGAGGGUCGAUGGUUUCAAAAUUUGAUAAAAGAAUUAAAAAUGUACUAUACUGCUCGUGCACCUGUGUCAGUUUUAUCUAAUUAAGUAGAACUGGGCCAGUCAUUUGCUCCAAAGCUAAAAGUUAUUCGCUGUGUUAAUGGUGAACUGAAGCUGUGAUUUGGUUCAUUUCAAUGUAUUCUUUCAGCUAAUCAUGGAAUGCAAGACACUAACACAAACUAAAAUACAUGUAUUUGUAUAGUUUGAGAAAACAGAAGUUUAGCAAUGUAAUUGGAAGGAUCUUGUAAAAAAAAAAAAAAGGAUGUUCCAAGAGUUAAACUUAUAUGUGUGAAUGUUAGACAACAGUUUAAUCUCUAUGUGAUUUUUAUGAUCGAUUCAAUGCAAGUCCUAUGCAAUCUUAUUCAGAUUUCAAUGAGGCUUAGUGACAAAUCGGUGUGCUAAACAGUGGCCAUUAUCCAUUUUAUUUGCAGUCUCUCCCUGGGAAAUAGCAUUGAAUCCGAUUGUGAUAAAUGGCAAUGGCACCAUUUUGUGUAUGAAACACACAGGUUCACAUUGUUUUAUGAUUUGAGCUUUGCCAUUUCUGCGUUCCAAGAGUAAACUUCUAUAUGUGAAUGUUAGACAACAUUCAAUAUCUCAUGUGAUUUUUAUGAUUGAUUCAAUGCAAGUCUUAUUGAGAUUUCAAUGAGGCUUAGUGGCAAAUUGGUGUGUGCUAAACAGUGGCCAUUAUCCAGUUUAUUUGCAGUCUCUUUCUCCCUGGGAAAUAGCACUGAUUCCGAUUGUGAUAAAUGGCAAUGGCACCAUUUUGUGUAUGAAACACAGAUUCACAUUGUUUUAUGAUUUGAGUUUUGCCAUUUCUGAAAUGGCUCUUAGGCUUGAUGCUCAACAAGGAAACAGUUUAUUCUAAUGUUUGUUCCUUUCUUGGACAAAUGCCGCAUUACACGCAAGGUUAGCUUUUUCUGUGCUCCUUGGUAUAUAGAAAAAACUGUACUAAUUGCUCCUCUGCUUUCUAUAUUCACCAUGUUAAUUAUUCUUUUUAUUUAAACUGACUCCAUUAAAACAUGACAAAUAAAAUGUUAAUAAGCCAA
Molecule: messenger RNA, 4600 nt
Organism: Pantherophis guttatus
Lineage: Eukaryota; Metazoa; Chordata; Lepidosauria; Squamata; Colubridae
Gene: SMIM13
Product: small integral membrane protein 13
Source: RefSeq, a predicted model, not a curated record